Molecule: messenger RNA, 1111 nt
Organism: Pezoporus flaviventris
Lineage: Eukaryota; Metazoa; Chordata; Aves; Psittaciformes; Psittacidae
Product: guanylin-like
Exons: 3
Coding region: 63-395 (110 amino acids)
Cellular component (GO): extracellular region
Molecular function (GO): guanylate cyclase activator activity
Source: RefSeq, a predicted model, not a curated record
AAGAUAUUCAAAUAGAUACCACGCUACAUUCAGAUUAGGAAAGGCUAUACUUUGCAAGCACUAUGAAAGGCUUUCUUUCCUUUACAGUCCUUGCAGUCGUCUUACUGGUGCACAGCUCUCUGGCAGUCUACGUUCAGGAUGGAGACUUGAAAUUCUCCCUUGAGUCUGUGAAGAAGCUGAAGGAGCUUAUGAAUGAGAACAGACACAUUAACCCUCGCUUUGUGCUUUCAAUGGCUAGCUACUCUCCAUGUGAUGAAGAAGAUCUUCCUGAGGAAUUCCAAUCUGUGUGCAAAAGAGAAGAUGCAUCCAUGAUUUUUGAGAGGCUGAACCUGGCUGUCCAAGAUCCUGAUUUAUGUGAAAUCUGCGCCAAUGCUGCCUGCGCUGGUUGCUUUUGAACAAAGAUGAAACAGUUCAAAGAACAUGUGUCAAAAUGGGAAGUUUGUGCACUCCUAUUGCAAAUCCGUGUUUACACAAAUCGAUAUUUGGUCUCCAUCUCCACUACAGUCAAACUGGAGCUUCUAGCUCAUGUAGACAUACCAAUGGCAGUCCUGAAGUAGUUAGACCAAGUGGCACCAGCAGUGCAGUUCUGGAAACAAGGAGCCUGGAAACCUCAUCUGGGACAUUUUGGUUCUGCGCGCCUUGUGUCACACUGGAACAAAAAUGUCUUAGCACAGUUUCAUUUUCCACUCUUUUGUCUGACUUGGCACAUGAUGGGUGAAACUGAGUAGUGUCCUGCAGCCUUUUUAAAAGCGAAAUCUGCUUGUGAUUUGGCCAUCCCUACACAUAACACCCAACAGCACCAAGAUACCUUUUCCAGCCAAUUCUGGCAAGUGUGUUGGAUAACUAUCUCACUGCCUGGAGGUCUGCAUGUGGUUGUGUAUGUUUCUAAGAAAGCAAGUAACCUGGGGACAAGUUAUUGGUGUUUAGCAACAUUUCCAUAGCCAGAAAGUUCCCAGUCUGUUCCUAGUCACUAAUUGUUGGAAAUUUAGGAAAUGAAUGUACCGGAGGACAGGAGCGCUUUCUACGUAGCAGUAUGGAAGCCCCAUCUUUUGGCAGACAGUCAAGUUCACUCAGCUCUAUUUAGCAGGCAGCAGUUCCAAACUGCUAUGCU